GCUGAAGAUGAGGUAGAAGACAGAGAGAAAGAGAAGGUAGGCAAUGAUAUAAGGUCUUCUAACUCUAUUUGUUCAAUUUUUGUUGGUUUUACUAGUACAUUUUUAUUGACCUUUUCUUUUUCAACUUCUAUUCUUAUUUCUGUAAAGUAG
Messenger RNA from Cetraspora pellucida, 150 nucleotides. The record is from the annotation of a GenBank genome assembly. Lineage: Eukaryota; Fungi; Glomeromycota; Glomeromycetes; Diversisporales; Gigasporaceae.